Molecule: messenger RNA, 3804 nt
Organism: Camelina sativa (false flax)
Lineage: Eukaryota; Viridiplantae; Streptophyta; Magnoliopsida; Brassicales; Brassicaceae
Source: RefSeq, a predicted model, not a curated record
AUGAUAAACGACUUAUNGCAGCGUACAAAAGGAAAAGCAAGUUUGAGGAAGCUUGACGAGCAGCCUGAGUGGCUAAGUGGAGGUACUCUACGGGACUAUCAGCUGGAGGGUUUGAAUUUUCUUGUCAACAGCUGGCUUAAUGAUACUAAUGUCAUUUUGGCUGAUGAAAUGGGUCUUGGUAAAACAGUUCAGUCGGUUUCAAUGCUUGGGUUUUUGCAGAAUACCCAACAAAUCCCAGGUCCAUUUCUUGUUGUUGUGCCUUUGUCAACUCUAGCUAACUGGGCUAAAGAAUUUAGAAAGUGGCUUCCUGGCAUGAAUAUAAUAGUAUAUGUUGGCACCCGAGCUAGUCGAGAGGUAUGUCAGCAAUACGAAUUUUACAAUGAAAAGAAAGUAGGCCGUCCCAUAAAGUUCAAUGCACUGUUGACUACUUACGAAGUAGUUCUGAAGGAUAAAGCUUUCCUCUCCAAGAUUAAGUGGAUUUACUUAAUGGUGGAUGAAGCACAUCGACUGAAAAAUAGUGAGGCACAGCUCUACACAGCUCUUUUGGAAUUUAGUACAAAGAACAAAUUGCUAAUUACUGGUACUCCACUACAGAAUAGUGUCGAAGAGCUUUGGGCUCUGCUCCACUUUCUUGAUCCUGGCAAGUUUAAGAAUAAGGAUGAGUUUGUUGAAAACUACAAGAACCUUAGCUCAUUUAAUGAAUCUGAACUCGCCAAUCUUCAUUUAGAAUUGAGACCCCAUAUUCUACGACGAGUGAUUAAAGAUGUUGAGAAGUCGUUGCCUCCAAAAAUCGAACGUAUACUAAGAGUUGAGAUGUCCCCUCUUCAGAAACAGUACUACAAGUGGAUACUGGAGCGAAACUUCCGUGAUUUAAAUAAAGGGGUGCGCGGUAAUCAGGUUUCACUUUUAAACAUCGUGGUGGAGUUGAAGAAAUGCUGCAAUCAUCCUUUCUUAUUUGAGAGUGCAGACCAUGGAUAUGGGGGUGAUAUAAACGAUAACUCUAAGCUGGAUAAAAUUAUUCUAAGCAGCGGAAAGCUAGUUAUCCUAGACAAGCUACUGGUUAGACUGCGUGAGACUAAGCAUCGUGUGCUCAUCUUCUCUCAGAUGGUAAGAAUGUUAGAUAUCCUGGCGGAAUACCUGUCUCUUAGAGGUUUCCAGUUCCAGAGACUAGAUGGUAGUACUAAGGCAGAACUGCGUCAGCAGGCAAUGGAUCAUUUUAACGCACCUGCUAGUGACGACUUUUGCUUUCUUCUUUCGACCCGAGCUGGUGGACUGGGUAUCAAUCUUGCUACUGCUGAUACAGUCGUUAUAUUUGACUCUGAUUGGAAUCCACAGAAUGACCUGCAGGCCAUGAGUCGAGCGCACAGAAUUGGGCAACAAGAGGUCGUGAACAUUUAUAGAUUUGUCACUAGCAAAAGUGUUGAAGAAGAGAUCCUGGAGCGCGCGAAAAGAAAAAUGGUACUUGAUCAUUUGGUUAUUCAAAAAUUGAAUGCUGAGGGUAGGCUGGAGAAGCGAGAAACUAAAAAGGGAAGUAAUUUUGACAAGAACGAGCUUUCUGCAAUAUUGAGAUUUGGAGCGGAAGAACUUUUUAAAGAGGAGAAAAAUGAUGAAGAAAGUAAAAAGCGGNUGUUGAGUAUGGAUAUUGAUGAAAUCCUAGAGAGGGCAGAGCAAGUUGAGGAAAAGGAUACUGGUGAAACAGAACACGAGCUGUUGGGUGCUUUUAAGGUUGCCAACUUUUGCAACGCUGAAGAUGAUGGGUCCUUCUGGAGUCGCUGGAUAAAACCUGAAUCUGUGGUUACAGCCGAAGAAGCUCUUGCACCACGGGCUGCUAGGAGUACAAAGAGUUAUGUGGAUCCUAGCCAUCCUGACAGGACUAGCAGAAGGAAAAAGAAAGGAUCUGAGCCUCCGGAGCAUACAGAGAGAAGUCAGAAGCGCAGAAAAACUGAAUUUUUUGUUCCUUCAACCCCAAUAUUAGAGGGGACUUCAGCUCAAGUGAGAGGCUGGUCUUAUGGAAAUCUUCCUAAGAGAGAUGCGCAGCGAUUUUAUCGAACUGUCAUGAAGUUUGGGAACCAUAACCAAAUUGCAUGUAUUGCAGAAGAGGUGGGUGGUGUUGUUGAAGCAGCCCCGGAGGAAGCACAAGUUGAGCUGUUUGAUGCGUUAAUUGAUGGUUGUAAGGAAUCUGUUGAAUCAGGAAAUUUUGAACCAAAGGGUCCUGUGUUGGAUUUCUUUGGUGUGCCAGUAAAAGCGAACGAACUAUUAAAACGUGUGCAAGGGCUGCAACUCCUAUCGAAGCGCAUUAGUCGAUAUGAUGAUCCAAUUUCACAAUUCCGGGUGUUGUCAUACCUUAAACCUUCAAAUUGGUCCAAGGGUUGCGGUUGGAAUCAGAUUGAUGAUGCGAGAUUGCUUCUGGGAAUACUUUAUCAUGGUUUUGGGAACUGGGAAAAGAUUAGAUUAGAUGAGAGCCUUGGACUUGCAAAGAAGAUUGCUCCUGUUGAACUUCAACACCAUGAGACUUUUCUACCUCGUGCUCCAAACUUAAAGGAGCGUGCCACUGCACUUCUAGAAAUGGAACUGGCUGCAGCUGGAGGGAAAAAUACAAACGCAAAAGCAUCCCGUAAAAAUUCCAAAAAGGUUAAGGAUAAUCUUAUCAAUCAAUUUAAAGCGCCUGCCAGAGACCGAAGAGGAAAAUCGGGUCCUGCCAAUGUAUCAACAAAAGAUGGACCUCAGAAAACCCAAAAAGCUGAGCCGUUGGUAAAGGAAGAAGGAGAGAUGUCUGAUGAUGAGGAAGUUUACGAGCAGUUCAAGGAGCAGAAAUGGAUGGAAUGGUGUGAAGAUGUCUUGGCUGAUGAAAUCAAAACUCUUGGACGUCUACAAAGAUUGCAAAGCACGAGUGCAGAUCUGCCAAAGGAGAAGGUGCUUUUCAAAAUCCGGAGAUAUUUGGAAAUCCUAGGGCGAAGAAUAGAUGAAAUUGUCGUAGAACACGAAGAAGAUGUAUACAAGCAAGAUAGAAUGACAAUGAGAUUGUGGAACUAUGUUUCAACUUUCUCAAAUUUGUCGGGGGAUCGACUCAAUCAGAUAUACUCCAAACUGAAGCAGGAGAAAGAAGAAGAGGAAGGGGUCGGGCCAUCGCACCUAAAUGGCUCAUCUGCUGGCUUUGGUUCUAGGAACUUCCAGAGGCAACAAAAAUACAAAACAGCAGGGAAUUCCCAAGGAUCGCAGCAGGUAUACAAGGGCAUUGACACAGCAAAGUUUGAAGCCUGGAAACGGCGAAGAAGAACAGAAAACGAUGUGCAGUCUGAGCGACCACCGAUAACAAACUCUAACUCCCUGGGAAUACUCGGCCCUGGACCAUUGGAUAGAAGCCAUCGGGCACGUCAAACUGGAUUUCCCCCGAGAUGAGUUUACUCUGUUCUGGUACAAUACAAUAUGCUGUGCAUUUGCCGGUUGGACUCUGGUUUUAUCAUGGAUUUAGAAGUUCAACAUAGAUACGCGGGAGAUUCAUUUUUCAUAUAAAAAAAAGUCGGAAACACAGCAGCGAUGCUCGGUUUUGGUUGCUAAAAUUGGAGAUUGGCAUGCCUGACUAGCUGAUGCUGACGCUGACGGAAUGAUAUAUACCAGGUGGUUUGCUUAGGUAUAAAAUAGUUGUGGAUGCAGUCGAGUUGCUGAACUCCAUUUCCUUAUAUCUAUAUAUAUGUUACCCAUUUGGACUAGAGCAAAUUGUACAUUACCAGUUUUGUUAAUUUUAUUUUACUUAUAAUUUGUGUUUCUUAUGCUUUACAUUGAGAAUACGCCAUAGUUUGUAUA